This is a messenger RNA of Sitodiplosis mosellana (orange wheat blossom midge), 3868 nucleotides long. RefSeq names its product epoxide hydrolase 3-like. Gene Ontology annotation, molecular function: hydrolase activity. Bases 2164 to 3501 code for a protein of 445 amino acids. NCBI's taxonomy places the organism in Eukaryota, Metazoa, Arthropoda, Insecta, Diptera, Cecidomyiidae. The transcript is spliced from 5 exons. The record is from RefSeq and is a predicted model, not a curated record.
GCGUUCAAUUUGUUGCUUUCCGAGACACUGUGAAAUGUUCAAUUAUCGGUUUUGUUGUAAAGUGAUGUAUGCGUGCAUGCAAGCCAACGCACCAAAUCUUAUCAGUAGAUAGAGACAACAAAUGUGACGCUUCAAUCGCAACAAUUUCAACACUGGAAUAGAACAUUAGAUACGAAAACAUCGUACGAUUUGUGACGGCCCUUUUUUCAUCACAUGCACCAAUUGAAGCGAAUAGACACACUGAGACCGGCAAAAGUCAUGUUGAAAAGUGAAAUUAAAGCUAUUGAUUAAAGUUUUAAUCAAAUGAUUCAAUCAUUGCAUGCAUUUGCCAAGUAGAAUAAAACAAUUGUAGAACAUCAACUUCACAUUGAUUUCAAUCUGAUACAGUUAUCAGGUGCAGAAUUCGUGUGUGAGUGCGGCAAAAAUUGAGUGUUGUCAAAUAUUUGGAAUAAUUCAGUGUUGAACGAAUCGGUUCAAAGUAGCAGAUAGCACCAGCAUAGAGAACAACAUUCGUCAUUCCAGUGCUAUUGUAUAAUUCCAGUGUGAUGAUAAUUCACAGCGAAACGACGCAAAGCUGAACUGAACUGAACGAGGAAAAAAACAAUGUUUAACGUACAUCCAUGUGACCAAAGGUGAAAAAGAGAUGCAAAACGGUCAAAACAAGAGCACAAUUUGAACUGCAGAAUAUUUAUGGUUUGUUGUUGUUUGUGAGUGUUGUGACCAAUGUGCACAGUAUUAAGCAGUGAGUUGUUAGUCAGUGUAGGAAAGAUCGCACUUCAUCGCCACUGUGAAGAGUGUGAAUGAAUGUGACACGAGAUGACAUAUCGUAAGUCGGCAUCGAUGAACUGCGACCGAAUCGUAAACACACGGGCAAAUCAAUUCCAAACUGUCAACGCAGAGAUUUGAAAAUAUGUGCUGUGGCACACGGAAAAAAUCGCAUUUGAUGACCGAACAACGACAGGAAAACACAUAGCGGGAACAACGACUGUAAUUUCUUAAUCAGUUCCGCACAACGAUCACAUUAAACGUGCAUUCGCAAUUCAUAAUUCCACUGAGCCAUCGUAAAGCACUAGUGAAAAACUGUAGCAAACGGUUUUUGUUUUUGCAACGAAAAGUCAACAAAAAAAAUCGCAAUAUUUUGAUAUUGUAGCAAGUUGAUUACUUCAAUUACAGCGACCUAGACACACAAUCUCAAGCGCAGCAACUAUUCCGUGAAAGAGUCGAUUUAACGUAUUUCAGAGUAAUAAAAUGCGACCCGAUGUGAAUUCACUUCAAUGAUCACAUUUGUAGUGAGUGCAAGUUGAGCGAAUAAUCAAAUGAGAAACAUUUGCAUGAAGGGGGGGGGGGGCGGCGCCCCCCACAGUGAAAUUUUGCUAAAAAUAAUGAACUUUAUGUGCUAAGCUAAAUAGAAGUGAAGACUGUUCCAAAAAAAAAAAUUGAGGCUGAGAAAUUAAUUUGUUGCCGUUUUUUUCAUGUGCAUGUUUUGUGUAUCGUAUCAUAUAAGAUGAGAAUUCAAUUUCGUUUUUUUCUGUUCGUCUGUUCGUCUGUAUACAAUCAGGGUGAAAAUUGUUAAUUGAAAAUUGUGAAAUCGCACAGAUGAUGAAUUGCUAUCGCAGCCUGUUACACACAUUAUCGACGUUAAAUGAAGACACAAUCCAGACGAGUGAGAAAAGAGACACUAUAAAAACAACAAUUUUUCAAUCGAUCCCCUUAAUUAGCUGGGCCGAAAAGAGUGGAAUGUACUGAAUGUGUUAUGUGUUUGGCGAUCAGUUGAAUUCGUGCGCAGUUAAUGGUUUCAAGUGGCUGUCGCGCUGUUGUACCUUUUUUUUUUGCUUUGCAUCAUUCUCGGUUGUGUAUGGUGUGCGAAAAAAAGAUUUGCCGAUUUCAAAGCAACAAUUAAUAACGAACAUUAGCGCCACAAGUGAGUCGAAACGUUUACAUUGAACGCAAUAGAGCGCGGCGACAGUGUGUAAGAGAAAGACAAAUAGGACAGAGAAGGGUGAUCGGCGUGUAUCGCAUAGUGAUUUGGAGUGUGAUCGCAACGUCUGAACGGCGUUAGGAAAUCCAAAGUCCAAAAUUCAAGUGUAAACGAAGUUUAGCGCCCUAAACAUUGACAUUCUCAAUUUCGACCGAACGUCCUUUUUUUGUUGUGAUUUUGGUCUCAUGUAUGCAAACAAAAUGUUUCAAAUAUCGCGCAUAUCGAACAAAAAUAUCAACGAUAAUUUCGCAAUAAAUGAUGGCAGUUUUUUUCCACGACGAAAAAAUCCAUACGAUAUUUUAAUCAAAAUAUCGAGAUGGACCAUCUUGUGCUAUCAUCUGCGAUCUAUUUUGAUUGGUUUAUGGAUUUUAUUGAAAUGGUCAUUCCAAUUCUUAUGGCAUUCGAUACAACAGUCAACGAAACAUCAGCAACAAUUGGCACCCAUCGAUUUGCAUGGAUAUUUUCAUGACAAGCCGCCUCCGUGUCUUGUCGACAAUCGCAUCGGACUUCAAUCAUAUGUUAAGCUCAAAGGCACUAAAUUGCAUUAUAUCGAAGCCGGUGAUCGAUGUGAUCCCCUGGUUUUGCUGCUCCAUGGUUUCCCUGACUGCUGGCUUGGAUGGAACAAUCAGAUCAAAGAACUUUCGCGUUUUUUUCGUGUGGUUGCCCUUGAUUUAAAGGGUUUUAAUGACUCUGAUAAACCACAAUGGCGCAAAGAAUAUACACCAUAUAAAAUAUGCGACGAACUGUUGCAAUUUAUCAAAUCGUUGGGGUCAAGUUCUGUGAUAAUUGUGGGACAUGAUUUCGGCGCUGUUAUCGGAUGGUUUUUCGCUCAUACGCAUCCAGAAAAUGUGGAUCGAUUUGUGUCGGUGUCGGCAUCUCAUCCCAAUCUGAUGUGGGAUAAUCUACAGUCAAAGUCACCGAUCAAUGACUACUGGCUGAAAUUUAUUCAGCUACCAUAUUUGCCAGAGAUUGAAAUGACGCGGGCCGAUUCGAAAUUCAUUGAACGCGCAUUACCACAUCUUAGCAAAGGGACGUACAAUCAAACCGAUUCACCCAUUCAGCAAAUACCAAACAAACUCGAUGCAUAUAAAUAUGUGUUCAGUAGAAAGAGCGAUUGGUCCGGGCCGCUAAAUUAUUAUCGAAAUCUACCCUUUUAUAAAAUAGUCGCAGGCGAAACGAUACGAUGCCCCUGCCUAAUUAUAAUCGGUGGCGAAGAUAAUUAUUGCCGCUUGGAUUCGGUGGUCCGCAGCACGGAAUACUGUGAUAAUUAUACCGUCAAAAUUAUUGAAAAUACUGGUCAUUGGCCGCAUCAAGAGAUGCCCGUUGAAUUCAAUCGAGUCGUGUUGAAAUUUCUCGUCGGUCAUCGUGCAAAUCCGAAAAUCGAACCGAUUGACAAGGUGAACAAUCGAGGAAUAAUGGGAAGAAUGUUAGGUGCGGUAUCAAACAGUGUUAAAAUCGGAACUUAUGUUCUGGACUCCGUGCAGCAACGAACAAACGAUGUUAUCCAAAGUGCUUUACAUUAACGUCAAUAAUACAUAGCAAAUGAAAUUACUAUAAAUGAGAUAAGUCUUCACUAGAUAGUUCCAAUUUUUUUUUCCCUAAUUUUAGUAAUAGUCCCAGAAUUCAAUUGUACCAAUUAUAUCGAUAAAUUACGUAUAGGAAAUGAAGUGCAUAUUUGUUAUCCGGUAUUGUUGAUUGCCGGCAGAAGAUAUUUAGACAAAAUCCUGAAAAAUGGAACUACAAACUACUAAGUAAAAUGCCAAAAUAUUGUGUUGAUUGAACUUCUUACUUGCAAUUUAUUCCUAACCAUGUCGCUCCUUUGUUACAAUGCAUUAUAACAACUUAGUUUAUUAAGUGAAUCCACUAUUUAUAAAUAUGUAAAUGAUGAAA